AUGUCAACCUCCAAGACGUCUGUAACUUUUUUCUGCAAGGCCCAAUACGCUUUUGGUGAACGCCUUUGCAUAUUCGGCAAUACACCUGAACUUGGAGACGGUGAUAUCAAAAAGGCAAUCUAUUUAGAUUGGAUCGAAGGCUCCUACAACAACAGAUUAACUGUUAGCUUUGCUCAAUUACCAGCUGGCAAGUGGUAUAAAUAUGCCAUCGUUGACAGCUACGGAAACGUUAGAUAUGAGUCAAUUCCAGACAGAAUAAUUCCGAAGUUUUUCGAUGCCGUUGCUUUAAGAGACACAUUCAACCUUCCUGCUGUUACUGAUUCCGUCAUCCUCUCAAUCCGCGUACCAUACGGAACCUACUGGGGACAGAACAUUUAUGUUAUCGGUGAUUGCGAAGAGCUCGGUGAUUGGCAAAUUAAUAACGCCUUUCCACUCUCUUACAUCGAUCAUCAAUAUUGGGGCGGUAGUGUUCGCUUCCCAAUCUCCAAUGAAGCCAGACAAGUUAAAUACAGAUAUUUCAUUCAGAACGAUAACGCCAAGACAAUUUGGGAACCAGGUGAUGAACAUACAGUCAUUAUCCCAGAGUCCCAUAAUCCAAGUAUCAUCGAAAUCGUUGAUCCAUAUCGUUGGACCGAUUCCAUCAUCGAGACAAUCUCUCGCUCUCCAUUUACUAAAGCCUUCAACCCAAGAGAAGCCUCUUCAAAGGGAAUCUUAAUCCAAUCUAACGAAAAUCCAGAUACAGUUCGUAUCCAGUUCUCCAUUCUUUGCCCAGUACCACGCCAAGGCCAAGUAAUGAAGAUUGCUGGCAGUAUCAAGGAACUUGGCUACUGGAACCCACCAAAUGCUCUUGAAUUACAAGACCAUGACUUCCCAACAUGGACACAAGUCGUUGAUGUCCCAACAUCAUCACUUCCAUUCGAAUACAAGUAUAUCUUAUGCGACCAGUUCGGCAACGUUAUCUGGGAAUCAAGAUCAAACAGAUUCCUCUUCCCAACAGAUGUCAAGGGCUUAGACUCAUCCUAUCCAAUCAAUCUCAUCUGCCACGACUGGAUUCCGUCCAUUGGAACUAACCCAUUCAGAGGCUUGUGCAUCCACGUUGAUCUUCCAAACAUCUGGACAAAGAAGACAUGCGGAUGUGGACAGUUCGGCGAUGUAUGCAGGGUAAUCGAUUUCGCUUCUCAAUGCGGAGCUUCAAUGAUCCAGUUAACCUCAGUUUAUGAUGAGAAACGUGCUUUUGCUUUAGAUCUUGCUUAUGUUGAUCUCAACAACAUUCCAGACAUCACAGAUGAUGUCAUUACAUUGAUUUCCAACCACUCGGCCGACAUUACAGAUCAAGAUGUCAAUCUUGAAGAGACAAGAAGCUUCAAGAUCGAUGCUCUUCGUCAGAUCUACAAGCACCAGCAAUUCCACUCAGAUUUCACUUUCUACGCCGAGCAAAACAAGGACUGGCUCCCACAUUACGCCAAAUACCUCGGUGAAACAGACGUAAAGUUCGUACAAUGGACACAAUACAUUGCCGACAAACAACUUCGUGAAGUCACCGCAUACGCACUGGAAAGAAGAAUCGCAAUGAGAGGUGAAAUCCAACCAUCAGUACAACUUGACUCAUGCGAUAUCCGCGCAUUCCCACAUGCAUUCACUGGAUUCGAAGAAGUCGUUGAUGACGAGAAACAAGGCUCACUUUCCUUCUCAUGGACAAAAGAAUGCCAGCAAUGGUGGAAGAGACGUCUUGAAAUUCACGAGAGAUACUUCCAAUCACUCAGAGUUAAGGAUGCAGACAAGAUUGUCCAAGUUGGCGAAGUUCCACCACAAAUGGCUAUCAACGCUAUGCAUCUUUCCACCGAUAAGAGCCUUUCAGAGCAAGAACUCAAGGACAUGAAGCUCUGGGAUAUUAAAAGAUACGUUACACCAUACUUAAGAUCCAAAUUACUUCCACCAAUCUUCGGAGAUGAUACAAACUACAUUGAAAAGAAAUAUUUCAAUGUCAGAGGUCGUGGUUUUCGCGAUAAAUUACUUUCUUUCAAGAUGCAAUCUCUCGAUGAAGUCGAAGAGAAGUACAGAUCAAAGAUGCAAGCAUUACUUUCCGAUGUCGUAAUGACAGAAUCACUUGGCCGCUUCUUCUUCGUCAAUACUCUUGGAAAUUCAUGGAAAGACCUUCCACAGCCACAACGUCGUAUUAUUCAGCGUAUUACAAACGAGAAACUUAUGUCUCUCAAGGGACAAGAUGCAAUUGAAGAGUCCGCAAGAGCAAGAACAAGAAUGAUCUCAAGACAAACAGAACUCGAAGUUGUCGGUGAAGAUGGUGAAUUUUACACUGAAUUCACACCAGAAAGAUCUCAAAUCAAGACUCGCGGAGGAAGAUUCACUGAUACAAGGAAUCUUUCUUUCAUGUUCGUCUCUACAAUGGGAUCAUCAAUCAUGAGAUGGUGGAGAGACAACCGCGAGGAGGCACAGAAGUUCUGGAGAGAGGAAUUGUACAGACAGGAUGAAUGCCCACUCGAAUUACCAACAUGGGCACUCGAAAACAUCAUCAACAUGCAGUUGCAAUGCGGUGCACAGUGGGUUGUCAUUCCUCUUGAUGAUAUUGCUGCAAUCGGUGGCCACAUCAACAAAAAGGGUGGAAGAGAACCAUUCCCAGUUGAAAACCUCGUUGAAGACAGAAACUUGUCCGCUAAGAUGUCAUCAUUUGUUAACCAGAGUGGACGUCGUAUCUAA
Messenger RNA from Trichomonas vaginalis G3, 2715 nucleotides. RefSeq names its product heteropolysaccharide binding. Lineage: Eukaryota; Parabasalia; Trichomonadida; Trichomonadidae. Gene Ontology annotation, biological process: carbohydrate metabolic process. The transcript has a single exon. The coding region runs from base 1 to 2715 and encodes 904 amino acids. The record is from RefSeq and is a predicted model, not a curated record. Gene Ontology annotation, molecular function: 4-alpha-glucanotransferase activity; starch binding.